Molecule: messenger RNA, 789 nt
Organism: Colletotrichum godetiae
Lineage: Eukaryota; Fungi; Ascomycota; Sordariomycetes; Glomerellales; Glomerellaceae
Product: ribosomal protein L14
Exons: 3
Coding region: 175-618 (147 amino acids)
Biological process (GO): translation; ribosomal large subunit biogenesis
Cellular component (GO): cytosolic large ribosomal subunit; ribosome
Molecular function (GO): RNA binding; structural constituent of ribosome
Source: RefSeq, a predicted model, not a curated record
AGCAAAUCCGUCUCAUGCUGCUUUCUGACUUGCCCUAAGUCGCACCAUCCUCCCAGGGAAAAAAAAAGAAGUGUGCCGAAGUGACUUCGAACUCCAUCCACCACUAACCACCAGCAGCACAUCUUCGACGUCUGGUAAGUUGACGCGCCCCUCCAAGACAAACCGACCAGCAAAAUGGGUGACGCUACCAUCGAGGGUUCUAAGUGGCGACUGGUCGAGGUCGGCCGUGUCGUCCUCAUCCAGGGCAACGGCCCCUACGCCGGCCGCCUUGCGACUAUCGUCGAGAUCAUCGACCACAAGCGCGCUCUGGUCGACGGCCCCUCCUCAGACGCUCAGCUCGCCGUCCCCCGCCAGCCCAUCUCUCUCUCCAACGCUCUCCUCUCUUCGCUCGUCGUCGAGGGCCUGCCCCGUGGCGCCCGCACCGGCACCGUCAAGAAGUUCUGGGAGAAGUCCGAGAUCGACAAGAAGUGGAAGGAGACCAACUGGUUCAAGCGCAGCACCCAGAUCGAGCGGAGAAAGAACCUCAGCGACUUCGACCGCUUCAAGGUUCUCCGCCUCAAGAAGCAGCGCCGUUUCGAAGAGCGCAAGGCUCUGGCCAAGGUCAAGGCCUCGGCGUAAUGGACUCACGAUUGGGAUGUCUAUGGGGUUGACUUUGAAGACUACGGGGCUGGUUUAGAGCGUGACAGCAUGGGAUCCGGUUUGGUCUGCAUCACCGCAGCAUUGGGUUGCUGCACAUCUCUUUUGCUCCGUAACUGGAAGGGCUGUAUGUCACAUUCAUCAUCAAUCAUA